Clunio marinus is the source of this 1623-nucleotide messenger RNA. The record is from the annotation of a GenBank genome assembly. Lineage: Eukaryota; Metazoa; Arthropoda; Insecta; Diptera; Chironomidae.
ACCUUUCAUUGAAAAUGGCUAAAGAGAAGGUUCAUAUUAACAUCGUCGUCAUUGGACAUGUCGAUUCUGGCAAAUCAACCACCACUGGUCAUUUGAUCUACAAGUGUGGUGGUAUCGACAAGCGUACCAUUGAAAAGUUCGAGAAGGAAGCCCAAGAAAUGGGAAAAGGUUCCUUCAAGUAUGCAUGGGUUUUGGACAAAUUGAAGGCCGAACGUGAACGUGGUAUCACCAUUGAUAUCGCUUUGUGGAAGUUCGAAACCGCCAAGUACUACGUCACCAUUAUUGACGCUCCUGGACAUCGUGAUUUCAUCAAAAACAUGAUUACUGGUACAUCACAAGCUGAUUGCGCCGUCUUGAUUGUCGCUGCUGGUACAGGUGAAUUCGAAGCUGCAGCUGUUGCUUUCGUCCCAAUCUCUGGAUGGCAUGGAGACAACAUGUUGGAACCAUCAACCAACAUGCCAUGGUUCAAGGGAUGGGCUGUUGAACGUAAAGAAGGCAAAGCUGACGGCAAAUGCUUGAUUGAAGCUUUAGAUGCAAUCUUGCCACCAUCACGUCCCACUGACAAGCCACUUCGUUUACCAUUGCAAGACGUUUACAAGAUUGGCGGUAUCGGAACAGUACCAGUCGGUCGUGUUGAAACUGGAGUCAUCAAACCAGGCAUGGUCGUUGUUUUUGCACCAGUUAAUUUAACUACUGAAGUUAAAUCUGUUGAGAUGCAUCACGAAGCCCUUCAAGAAGCCGUUCCCGGAGACAACGUCGGUUUCAAUGUUAAGAACGUUUCAGUUAAGGAAUUGCGUCGUGGCUAUGUUGCUGGUGACACCAAGAACAAUCCUCCACGUGGUGCCGCUGAUUUCACAGCUCAAGUCAUUGUUUUGAAUCAUCCAGGUCAGAUUUCCAAUGGUUACACUCCAGUCUUGGAUUGUCACACUGCUCACAUUGCUUGCAAGUUCGCUGAAAUUAAAGAGAAAGUUGAUCGUCGUUCAGGAAAAUCUGUAGAAGACAACCCCAAAUCCAUUAAAUCUGGAGAUGCAGCUAUGGUCGUUUUGAUCCCAUCGAAACCACUUUGUGUUGAAUCUUUCUCGGACUUCCCCCCAUUGGGACGUUUCGCUGUUCGAGACAUGAGACAAACAGUUGCUGUUGGUGUCAUCAAGGCCGUUACGUUCAAAGAUGCAUCAGGAGGCAAAACCACCAAGGCCGCUGAGAAAGCCACCAAGGCCAAGAAGUAGCCAUGCAAGCUUGCUACAACUAAACAUUCACAACAUUUUGGUGAUGAAGUUCAACAUCUUCAAAAAAAUUGCAAAACACUCAACAGUUCUUCAUCAUCAAUUAUUUGCAUUCCAGCAUUUGCAAAAACAUUCUACUCUAAUAAGCAAACACAAAAUUUUAUUUCUAAUCGUAAAUGUUAUAACUUCCAUAGAAAAGAAUUUCGAAGAAAAAAACAAGUGGGAUUAAUGAUGAAUCUAACUAUCGUUAAUAUCAUAUUCACUCUUUCAAUUUUCUUUAAAAAUUAUUGAAUCAUUCCCUUAUCACGACACAUUCUUGCAUUUUCUUUGAUAAAUAUUUUUUUAUGUUUGUUUAAUUACUGCUGGAUAAAAGAAAAUAAAAAAACUUGAUUAAAUUGGA